Paramacrobiotus metropolitanus is the source of this 1302-nucleotide messenger RNA. Its product is annotated as stromal cell-derived factor 2-like. The record is from RefSeq and is a predicted model, not a curated record. The coding region runs from base 346 to 1020 and encodes 224 amino acids. Lineage: Eukaryota; Metazoa; Tardigrada; Eutardigrada; Parachela; Macrobiotidae. The transcript is spliced from 5 exons.
AAAGCCAUUCUGAAACUUUUUCAAAACAACUUGGAAGUUAAAACGUUUUUCAGCAGAUAUUGCAGUGUUUUCACCAGAAUGCGCUUAAAGUAUUGAUUGCAAUUAAGAUCUGCUUGAUUUAAUCAAACUGCGCUCCUCUUUGGAUGCUGGAACUACCUUACGCAGAUUUGCAGAAGCAACUUGACUGCAUUAACUGAUUUAACUCACAAGCAAGGUUCUCAGCAAUAUCGCAGUGCAACAAUACAGAGUUAUUGGAUCUGUUUGCACUGUUGGGCUCUUGGAGUCUAUUUCAGUAUUUCUUGCAAGUUUUCGGGUGUUAUCGCCCACGCUCGUCGAUCUCUCACAAUGGAUUUCUCCGAUCUCUACGGAAAAGGCUUCUUUUUAUUCCUCAUUGCCAUCAUAAGCGAAUUCACUGCAAUAUGCAGAGGCAGCCACCUGAACCAAGUAACUUGCGGGAGUUUGAUUAAAUUAAAAAACAAUGUCCACGAUGGACGGCUGCAUUCGCAUGAAGUGCGGUACGGAUCUGGAAGCGGCCAACAAUCUGUAACCGGAAUGAAAUCCAAGACCGACCAUAACAGCUACUGGGCUGUCAAAGGCGCUUUCGGAAAAUCGUGCGAAAGAGGGGAACCGAUCAGAUGUGGCUCUGUCAUCCGGCUGCAGCAUAUGGCAACGGGAAAAUUUCUCCAUAGUCACUUAUUCAGCUCUCCUUUGUCCAAUAAUCAAGAAGUCAGCGCUUUUGGAGAGGAGGAUAAAAAGAGUGAUACCGGUGACAACUGGAAAGUGGUUUGUGACGACGAUUUCUGGCCGCGGGACGGAGCAGUAGUGUUCCAGCACGCCGACACCAACCAUUACCUUCACAUGACUGGCAACACCUUUGGCCGUCCGAUCGCCGGUCAGUACGAAAUCUGUGGACAUUAUUCGGUGGGAUCAGGAACCUACUGGCAGGUGAUGGAAGGAGUGUAUAUUAAACCAUCCAGUUUGGAAGGGACCCUUGACCGACAAAGGCAUGAUGAGUUGUGAUUCUGCGAUGUUGCAAGCUGAUGACGUUUCGAAACGGUGAUUUCAAUCGUUAAAACUUAUGCGUAAGAGUUGCUGUAUUUCGAUGGUAAAAGAAAAUUUGGUUGUUGUUUGCUGUCAUUUUUGUUUUCACGCUUUUUACAUCAUCAUAUGUUUAUUACUUGAUGAAAUGGGAUGGCUUUUUGUUUUUUCGAGGUUUGUCACUUUCAUAUGCUGACUUUCCUUGAUUUACAAUAAUUACGGCGUGCAGUUUGUAAAACCGUAAAUAAACGGACAGAUGUUCAA